Molecule: messenger RNA, 1089 nt
Organism: Striga hermonthica
Lineage: Eukaryota; Viridiplantae; Streptophyta; Magnoliopsida; Lamiales; Orobanchaceae
Source: the annotation of a GenBank genome assembly
AUGGCGGCCAAGAUAAAUCCUUGCUUCUCUUGUUUGUCCCUUUAUUCAAAUUUUCAAACAAGGGCAAGCCUAAAGUUGAGCUCAAGAUUAAGAUGGUUCGACAAACGACAAUUAAAAAAAAGCUCGGAGUACAUCAAAGAUGUCAAGCCUUGCCAGCUUAUGCAUUGCAGACCAACAGUACUAAAUAUCUUAUCAAAGAGGAGAUUCAUUCUCUUUGCCACCUCUGAGGAUGAACAGUCAUUGAGUGAACUCGAACCAGAUGAUUUUGAGCCGGAAGAUGAGGCUUCUCUCGCCGAAAAUAACACCUUCGGAAAUAUUUCCUUUGAUCACUCUGAACAAGCUCGAGGAAAACCAGGGAUGAUAUCAUUUUAUGGAUCCACAAUGAAAAUAGAAGAACAAGUUCCUGUUACCAUUCAAAACAACACCCUGUUGUGGCUCAUGGGUCCCGCUGUUCUUGUUGCGUCGUUUGUUUUCCCAUCACUUUAUUUGCGGAGAAUACUCUCUUCGAUAUUCGAAGAUUCUUUAGUAACUGACUUUCUAAUACUGUUCUUCACGGAAGCCCUUUUCUACUGUGGAGUUGCUCUUUUUCUCCUCCUGAUCGACCGUUUGAACCGACCUGAGAAGAAGCUAAAACAUGCAGAAAUAAGCCGAAACCUUGUCCCUCACAUGGGGUACCGAGUCUCUUCUGUUACUGUUUUGGUUCUCAGCAUUAUAAUCCCAACUGUGACAAUGGGUUUCGUUUGGCCGUGGACUGGACCAGCAGCUUCUGCUACUCUAGCACCAUACCUUGUUGGCAUCGUUGUCCAAUUCGCGUUCGAGCAGUAUGCAAAAUAUGUCGACUCGCCUUCAUGGCCUGCCAUUCCAAUUGUCUUCCAAAUUUACAGGCUGCAUCAAUUGAACAGGGCAGCGCAACUAGUUACGGCUUUAUCUUUCACCGUGAGAGGAGCUGAGAUGACCCCACAUAAUGUGGCCAUAAAUGGGUCUUUGAGCACUCUACUAAACGUCCUUCAAUUUCUCGGAAUAAUAUCCAUUUGGUCACUCUCGAGUUUCGUCAUGAAAUAUUUGCCCCCCGCCACCAAUAAGCAAUAG